Portunus trituberculatus (swimming crab) is the source of this 11367-nucleotide messenger RNA. RefSeq lists its product as uncharacterized. The record is from RefSeq and is a predicted model, not a curated record. The transcript has 19 exons. Bases 279 to 4394 code for a protein of 1371 amino acids. Gene Ontology annotation, biological process: protein phosphorylation. Lineage: Eukaryota; Metazoa; Arthropoda; Malacostraca; Decapoda; Portunidae. Gene Ontology annotation, molecular function: protein binding; ATP binding; protein tyrosine kinase activity.
UGAUCUAUGGCACCUUGUGUUGAUGGGGAAGUGUGUGCCAAACUGUGCAGAACGCCAGUAUUGCCAUCGACACGUACAGUUUCUUAAGGAGGCGUGUGGGAAAUUUGUCUUGUUGCAGCAGGAGACAGGAAACUGUGCUGCUUACCCAGAUAGGCAGGGUAACGGAAGUCAUUCUAUCGGCGUUAUGUGAUUGGUUAUAAUGGGAAAUAGGACCAACCGUCAAGGCUAACGUUUUAUGUGAGAUUCUGCCUUUAAUUCAUGAACUGUAGCUUCAUGUGAUGGGGGAUGUGGAGGGGGAUGAGUUGGAGGCUGUGCGGAGCAUCCUGGUGGAGGUGCAGCUUGGUCAGUUCUUCACUCGUGUUAGGGAUGAUCUUCAGGUGACGCGACUCAGCCACUUUGAAUAUGUCCAGCUGGAGGACCUUGAGCGCAUUGGCCUUGGCAAGCCUGCUGCCCGUCGCUUACUGGAGGCAGUCAAGAAGCGACGCACUGCAGCAUGGAUGAAGAGCUUGGUGUCCCGGAUCCUUCCCUCCACCACGGGCUCUUCCAGUCAGGGAAAAACCAAGGCAUCUGCUGCAUCAGAUGACUCACACACACUAGGCCUCACCUGCCUCAUUCCUGAACAGGAACUUACUUUGGGCCAGAAGAUUGGAGAUGGCAGCUUCGGGGUUGUUAAGAAGGCUCAGUGGACAGGUUCAGGAGGCCAAAUGAAGGAGGUUGCGGUGAAGAUACUGAAGCAAGAUGUCCUCCAUGUGCCAGGGACACUAGACGACUUCAUCAAGGAGGUGCAGGCCAUGCAUCAGCUGUCCCACUCCAACCUUAUCCUACUGUUUGGUAUUGUCCUUUCCAACCCUCUGAUGAUGGUGACAGAGCUGGCACCUCUUGGCUCACUCCUCGACUACCUCCGCAAACAGCUUUGCCACGUCUCAGUCUUGACUCUGUGUAACUACUCUGUACAAAUAGCCAAUGGGAUGAAGUAUCUGGAGAGCCGGCGCUUUAUACACCGUGACCUGGCUGCUCGGAACGUUCUCAUGGCCUCAGUGGAUAAGCUGAAGAUUGGUGACUUUGGCUUGAUGCGAGCACUGCCCCAGCAGGAGGAUUGUUAUGUCAUGAGUGAGCAGAAGAAGGUCCCGUUCCCAUGGUGCGCUCCUGAGUCCCUUAAGAGCAAGCAUUUCUCACAUGCCUCAGAUGUAUGGAUGUAUGGGGUGACACUGUGGGAGAUGUUUUCCUUUGGUGAGGACCCAUGGGCAGGGCUCAAUGGACAGCAGAUACUGAGGAAGAUUGACCAGGAAGGGGAGCGCCUCACCUGCCCUGCUGCCUGCCCUGCUGACAUCUAUACCUUGCUUCUGGAGUGCUGGGCGCAGGACCCGUCAUCAAGACCAACCUUUGGCCAGGUGUACCAGCGGGUGUCUGCCAUCAUGCCAGACACACUGAAGGUGGUGCAGGUGUGGGAGGAGGAGGGUGGCCUGGGUGUGCAGGUCAAUGAUGUUGUUGCUGUUAUUGAUGGAAGAGCGGAGGACUACUGGUGGAAGGGCCAGAACCAAAGGACCUUCUGUAUUGGCAAGUUUCCACGCUGCAUAACAAAUCCACGGAGACCACUUGCCAACCAGGACAUCAGCAAGCCUCUGGACCAUUCCUUCAUUCACACAGGUCAUGGAGGCAUUCGUGGCAAGACAUGGGGGAGUCCAGCCUUCAUUGACCCCAUGUACCUUGGCAACCCCAUGCAGCCCCAGGACAAGAUGGGCUCUUUUGCUUCACGCAGAGACAAGCCUCAGUCCCUGCGGCUCAGACAUGGACAACAGCGACAGUUCAACUAUGGCCGAUUGGUCAAUGAAAAGGGCCCUGAAGAUUCACCUCGUGCACAAACCCUGAAGAACCCCAAGAAGGCCUCUAAGGGCAGAGAUGAGAUCCUGAUUGACCUCUCAGAGAGUGGUCACCAGAGGUCCCACUCCUUCACAGACCUUCGGCCAGGUGGUAUAGGGGAAGUUAAUGGACAGCUGAGAGGAAGCCUGUCUUCCCUGUAUGACCCAGUGUCCUCAGCCUUCCCAGAGUACUGCAACAUUGACCCAAGAGGAGAAGGUAACCAGUGCCUCUAUAUGAACCUGACCAACAGCUCCCCAGCCAUUGCAGCAAACCCCGACACGUCAUCUCACUGGUCUCCUAGCCGUCACAGGAAGCAAGGUGGCCCUCUCCCAAACCAGGUGUAUAACCAACUUCAGGAGGCCAGAAAUCAGGUGUUUCAUGAGCACAGUGAGCUCCCACAGCCUGACUUCUCUGUUUCUGCUGGUGGGGAUGUGGAUGAGUUCAGCAAUAACUCUGACUUCUCUGAUGAUUGGGAUGAUGAACAGAAUGACUCUCGAGGGAAUUAUGCACUAGAAAACAUCCAUGAAGUAAGCUCACAGUACCAAAAUACAGAACCAGUUGGCAGUGGUGGUGUUAGUGGUAUGAAGGAGAGUGCCAAGAAGCAGGAUUAUUAUACUAAUGUUGGUGAGGACCCUUUGACACAUCUCAUGUCAGGUGUUAUGACGAACCUCCUCCCACACUCUGGGUCCACCAGUUUUACUCGUGCAGUAUCAGAGGAUAAGACCAGGCUUCCAGUAAAUGUUUCAAGUAACUACCAGACAAAUAGACCAGCACCCAGCCCAAAUGUGCCAUCUGGAGGGGCAUCCUACUUGACCUCAGGAAGGACAGAACCCAGUCACUCGUUAGGGACAAGUGCCUCCACCACUUCCUUGGCCAGCAAGUCGGUGAGCUCUUCACGUUGUAGCUCAAAGCCAUCCAAAACCCUUAACUGCUCCACAGACCUGCAGUGGCAAGGCACUCCAGAAAGCAGAAAUGAAGAUAGUCUCCUCUCCUCCUCCUCCUCCUCUUUCUCCUCUUCAAUGUCAUCAUCUUUAGUGUUGUCCUCAUCCAACUGGAGCAACAGGCAGUCUGUUGGAAAUGUUCCAAACAGGUAUCCAGAAGUUGCCUUGCCUAGUGUAGCAAGAGAGGGUGCCCAGGUGACUCUCCACAUGUCAGGCAGUGCUUUGUCUCCCCAGCUAGCUCUGCCAUCACCACUCACACCUACUGUAGCAUCCAGUCUUCCCAAACUCGAUCCAUCCUUCAUAGCUGAGUUGGAAAAGACACUAGGGAAAGAUCAAGCCUCAGCUAACACAUUCAUGGACAGGAACAUGAAGGUCAACAAUGUACAGAGUAUAUCAUCCUUGCCUGGUACAGUUCCUGCCCUUCCACCACCUCAGCAGCCAAGCACAAGCAGACAGUCUAGCUCAAGACAAAACUUCAGCACUGCAAUGCAGCAGCAAACACCUACUAGUUCUACUACUGCUACUACUACCAUCGCCGCCGCCACCACCACCACCACCACCACCACCACCACCACCACCACCACCACCACCACCACCACCACCAUAACCAACAGUGCCUUCUCAGACUUGGACGUCCUCAGCUCCUCUCGCACUCUUGGUCUCGCCUCCAGCCACAACAUUGACACCAGUCAGUAUUUCCGCAAAAAUCCUACUACUCAGUCUCUCCAGCCAUCAAGAAGCUCAGGUAUGAUGGUACAGUCUUCUCAGCUUGCAGCACAUCAAGGAGGCUUUGCACCUCAUAGGCUGUCUGGGAUGCUGUGGGGCACUGUAGAGGGUAGCAAGCCAACACCAGCCAUCUCCAACAUGAGUAAUGUAGCUGGAGGGAUGCAGAUGAGUUAUGAGUGGCAGCAGAAGCAACAGUAUCUUCACCAUCAACAGCAGUACCUUCACAAUCAGCAACAGCAGCAGCAGCAGCAGUACCUCCAUAAUCAACAGCAACAGCAACAAUUUUAUCUCCAGAGUCACCAACAGCAACAUCACCAGUACCUGCAAAAUCACCACCACCAACAGCAGCACCAAUACCAACAACAACAACAACAACAACAACAACAACAACAGAUGGCACAGUUUAAUCAACAGACAGCAGCCUCUUCUUGUCCUUCCAUCAAUUUUCCACCACUGUCCAGAAUACCUCAUUCAUCUCAGCCCACUCAGGAGUCAUCCCCAUCCCAAGGCACCAUAUUACAGCCAACUCUUGUCCUCAACCCUCAAGUCACCGUCAACUACAACCAGGUGGUGUGUGGUGGUGGUGGUAGUGGUGAGAGCAAGGGGGCCAAGGGUGAGGCGCUAGUGUACCGCAUCACUGCCGUGGUGCCGGGAACCUCGGAGGCCGCAGCACGGCAGGCCCUGCAUGUGGCCUGUGGGGAUUACCUGGGGGCUGUUCAGUACCUCAAGGUGGAAAAACUGUACAGGUUAGGAGUUGUCAAUAAAGACAAAUGUAAGGAAGUGUUAGAAGCCAACAGCUGGGAACUGGAACGCUCAGCCUCGGCCCUGCUUGACCUGUAUCCUGAUGUUGAGUCUCCAAAGGUUUAACCACUCCCAAGGAGGACAUUCCCUUCUCUCCUGCUGUAGUAUGUAUUAUGCUAGAAAAUACUAACAUGUUUGUAUCAAGAAACAUGUCCAGGCUGUGAUAUCCAUAGGAACAAAGGUGUUAGUGUUUUGAAUUGCAGUUGGUUUCUUAAUUUUUUUUUCACAGCCAUCCCAUCUGACAAAAAGUGAGUGUGCUGGGUUAGGGGUGGGUUUGGAGUUACUCUCCUUAUGGCUUGAGUCUGUGCUGGAUUAGCAGUGGGUUCAGAGUUACCCUUAAGGCUCUUGUAGUGAGCAAAUAGAGUUGGCUAUAGCCAGACUUGUACCUUUUUUCUCUGUGAAUAAUAGACUAUUGCGAUGCUUAUUAAGAUGAAACUAUUUUCAUACAGAAGCAGUAGUUUGCUGUGCAAGUUUUGUCAUGAGGAUAUGUAUGUACUUGUUUCUAUUAUCUGAGUCCCAAUUUUAUCAUACUGUUUUUACCUGUUAUUUCUAUGGAAGAUGUUAUCAGUAUUUAGUGUAGAGCUGUAUGUGCAUUGAGCAUAAUGAUUCCAAGCAUUGGUAAAGAUUACACAUGAUAUGCCCUUUGGUGGCAUCAUUCAUAUUUUGCAGUGGUAAAAGAAGGUGGUUGUCUCCAAAUUUUAUCCCAAUAAGCAGGAAUGUUGUAUGAUUCACUCACAAAAGAUGCUUUAAUACGUUGAUAUCAAAUGUGUGUGUGUGUGUGUGUGUGUGUGUGUGUGUGUGUGUGUGUGUGUGUGUGUGUGUGUGUGUGUGUGUGUAGUGUUCUAAAGAUCUGGACUGUGUGUAUGAGAUGCUUUGGGUGCUGCAGACCCUCUUGGCAAUGAUAUUACAAGACACAAAGAAGGGUGUGAUAAAUUUAGUAUAUAUGAUACAUGGAAAUGCUAAUAGUUAAGUUAUGGUUUAUGAAGUAUAGCACAAGUUAUCUUUGAAUUACCAUAAGUAAGUAGUGUUAUAAAAGUAUAAUAAAUGAAAGUUUAUUGGCCACAAGUUAGUGAUAGAAACUGACACAGAUUUAACAUAGACCUAUAUACGUUCUUUUGAUUUCAAUUAGUAAUUAGAUGUAUUCAUGGUGAAGUGGUACAUGAGCUAAUUGAGGUGAAUUUGCUGGUAUAGACUCGUAUGGACUGAGCAGCAAGGUUAGGGUUACUUAAGUGUUGAGUUUUUAUUGAACCUAACCACAUCAUAUCUAAUUGUAAAAAGCUAUAGAACUUCAUAAUGUUUGUUCUUAGUUGUAAUAAUAUGAUGACUGUGUGAGUUGCAGUAUAUAUAAUCUAAAUGACCAUGUAAAUUCACUGACAUCAGCUGCAAUGUACUUUAAUAGAUACAAUUUGAACUCAAUUAUUAGAACUGAAUUUAAUUAAAAUUGUAUAUAUCAAAGUAAAUUGGAGCUGAUGUCAGUGAAUUUAUAUGAUUAUUUACAUUAUAUAUACUGCAAUACACACAGUCAUUAUAUUACAACUAAGAACAAACAUUGUUAUGAAGUUCUAUAGCUUUUUACAAUUAGAUUUGAUGUAUUUAGCAUGUCAUAUGAAAGUUGCUUUCUUUAUAUAUCAUGUACUUUUAAUGAUAUAUUCAAGAGCAUUUUUUCUGUUCCUUUCAAUUUUAUAUUAGGAAAAAUUUAGGCUACUCAAAAGAAUAUCAGUUGUAAUGAAUUUUAAUUAAAUUCAGAUUGAAAAGCUCAUGAAUUUAAUUAAAGUGGAGUUGAACAUUUAUAAUUUUCUUAAGUAAAUGAGGAUUGAUUAAUUAUGUUAUGAUGUUGAUUUCAAAUUUAAUUGCAUUUAUGAAAACCAGUUGACCCCAACCCCACUUAGCAGUUGUUGUAGUAAGAGAGCUGCGGGUUAGACUGAAUUUAGUAUUACUGCAGGGCAUAGUGGCAGAUGUCCCCAACUUUAAUUCCUUCUGUCAUUCCGUGAUGCCUCACUUCCUUCAUGGGUGUUCCUUUAGGGUGUGGCCUUGGCAGAAGAGUCUUCACCUUUCCCUAUCCAAAACAUUCCUUCCUUGCUUUUAGUUGACUAUCACUUGAAACAAGGCUUGUCAAUUUUCCACACUUGGAUAUAGAAGGUAUUAGCAGUAUGAUUUGACGGUAAUUGAGUUGUGUAUCAAGUGUGUACUUAAAAUUGAUGCAAUAUUAAAAUUUGUUGCAAUGUGAUCGAAAAAACAAUUCAAAUUAAUGGAUUAGUCUAUUUGUUUAUUGGUGUUUCAGUUCACGUGAAUGCAUAAUUGUUAGUUGGAGCUGUUUUAGAAUCUUGACAGAAAGUGUAUGCUUAUUCAUAUUUUACUAAUCCUUUAAAUUGUUCAGUUCAUACAUUACAUUAGAGAAUCAGCAAGUCAGACACAGGGGAGGCAAGCAUGUCCUACUCCCCCCCCCCCCAAUCUCUCUCUCUCUCUCUCUCUCUCUCUCUCUCUCUCUCUCUCUCUCUCUCUCUCUCUCUCUCUCUCUCUCUCUCUCUCUCUCUCUCUCUCUCUCUCUCUCUCUCUCUCUCUCUCUCUCUCUCUCUCAUUUUUUAUCCAGUAUUCAUGAUCUUAUGUUAGCAUAAAUUUAGUGGUUCCUUGUAAGUAACUUAGUUGCCUCUAGUUCUGCUUAAUGUAAAAUAGCUUUCCUGGUCAAGGUUAUUGUUACAGUUUAAUAUAUCAAAACAAAGUAGGAAAUCUAGAUGGAAGUAUACCUCUCCUUGUCUCCUCCCAGCAGACUUUCAUUAUAUCCAAUUAUUUGAACACUUUUGUCUCUUUUUCUGCAUAAUAUUUUUUUAAGAUUGGUGUGUAUGGUUGUUGGUGUGUCAUAGGUAAGGUCCAGCUCAGUGGUUGUCUGGUACAUAAUGAUAUAAAGGGCCAAGGAAUUUAAGAAGUAACAGUAUUCAAUGGUGCCUCACAUUCUUGUGCAAGCCAAGAGGCUAUUGCAAGAUAACUGCUUUUCGCCUGUAGCAUUUUGUCAAAUAUUGUAUCACAUCAAUGAAUGGGGCAAUUGUACCUAAGGUGUGAGGUACUAUACAUCAAAUAGAUCAAAUAUGUCAGCCUAUCAUCUGAUGAUGUAUAUACUGAAAAGGCAAGUUGUUGAGUUUCCAAGGUUUACACGGAAACUUUUACAAUAAGAUACUUGGAUGAAUUAUAUUUAUGUGUGGAGGAAAUGAAACUUAUUUAAAAAAAAAAAAAAAAAAACUAGGAUGUCUGGUCAAGAAUAGAAUCACAUUGUGGUGUAGUCAAGAGGUAUUUGACAGGAAUGACAAGGCAUAACCUUAUUCACAGUUCCAAUAAAUAGGUUGUGAAGUCUCACAGGUGUGACUAGAAAUUUGGCGUGUUCAUUUAGGCAGCUGGCUACUUUCUUUAUUUAUUUAUUUCUGUUUUUUUCUUUUUGAUUGAUUGUUACAUUAUACAAAGUGUAGGAUGUUGAACUAUGGCCCUGAAGAUUACCUAUUUCAGUCUAAGUUUUAUUAUACCAGUGAGGAUGAAACGUGCUUACUUAAGGAGGCCAGAUGAAUCAAGAUUCAUUAUCAGCAAAAAUUAAAAUGAAUGAUGUGCAGCAUUGUAGGAUCAUCAGUCUUCCCACUUCCUGAAAGCUUUCUUGCCAAAGUGAAGUUCUCUUAAUGAGUAUCUCUGUGCCAGAUCAACAGUUCCAUUCAGACUUUGUCAUGACAGAAAUAUAAUUAUCUAGACUAGAGGUCCAACCAUGUGAGUUUCAAGUUUUUUUUAUCUUAAAAUAACCCAUGACAAGUUUGUUUGGUAAUGAUUUUACUCAAACAUAUUUGAGUGGCUAAAACCUAAAUCAUUGGGAUGAUUCUGUUGAUUAGCAUGAAAUCAAAUUCAAGAAGAUUAGCAGCUAUGCAAGUCUGUUUCAGGGCUAAGAAUUGUAUUCCACUGCCAGAUACAGGCACAUCAGAUACAAUUAAGACUGGAGAAACAGUGUGGGAGCAUCUUGUUAUGUGAUGUUACCAGAAAAGAAAAGGUGAUAUGUUAGACUAAUACUUAAUAGGUGUUUAUUUGUAUAUUCAUAUUUCUAGCAGAGUUCUGUGUAUAUUUUCUUAUUUGACUUUGUCUUUAACUUUUAUCACUAUUAUUCCAUGGCGUUAUAAGGUCAUAAAAUAUGCAUUUUUAUUCUGUAUGUCUACUUCUUACCUUCCCUCAUGCAGCAAGGCAUAAAUACUGAAUUUGUAGGGAUUUUUGCAAGUGUGCAGUGCACCAGUCAUUCUUAUGAUCAACAUUUAUUUGAAUCUUUUGGGAAUGGCUUUAUGAAUGGGCUUCAUUGGCUUAAAAAAACUAUUUCUUAUUUAGAUUACUAUUAUUAUUUCUAAUCAAUUUUCCAUUUUGCUGCCAUUGAAUGAUCUCCCAGAUACAUUAAAAAAAAAAAAAAGUAGUCCCACUGUCCACCAUCCUAGGUAUCACAUCUUAGACUCUUAACAGUGUUUCAUAUCAAUGUAGAAUGACAUAAGAUAACAGCUAUGUAAGGUAACCAGAGAUGACCCAAAGACUGUUAUCAGCUAGGCCAGUUUCACUUCAUAUCAGUCAUUCAUAUGUGUUAGUAUGGAACUGUGAAUGGCUAUUGCAUUGCUUUCAUCUUUCCACUGUAAUUUGUUUAGGAUGUGUGUCUGGUCUGAAGAGAAUCUCAUUGAAAUUUAUUGAUAUUAAACAUAUUUAUGUAAUUAGUUAUAAUUCUCUACUUACCAAAUAUGUAUGCAGUCUUGCUGAGGGACAUAUAAGUUUAAAAGUUCAUGUAUUUAUAUUUGUUGAUUUAAGAGUUAUUUAGUUCAAUAAUUUAUCAGUCAAUAGUGAUGGAAAAGAUUUUUCUUGCAAUUUGAUGUUUGCACAAAAGUCUGCUUGGUUUCUUUAUGCACAAUUCUUAUCACACCAGUGUUACCAGCAGUGUUGGUUUUCCUGUUCAGCUUGCCAUUGUCAGUGCCUUGGUGUGCAUCCUGGCUGUAGUGGUGUACCCAAGCACACAGGAUAAGGUGGUGGUCACACAGUUCCUUGUAAACAUUGCCUUCCAGCUAAUAGCAGUGAUGAUGUACAGAAUGAAUGUGUCAAUUCUUACCUUUGUUACUGAGAAGCAGUGUGGGGUGGGGAGAAGAUACACUGUAGAUGAAUGUAAUGAGAGACUUGUGAUAAUACCUAUUUCUUAGAAAAGUUAUAAAACUAUAUAUUCACUUGCUUUCUUUAUCCUUUGCAUAUAUCAUUCCUCUCAUUUUGUCACAUCUCAACCUCUUACUUGAUAUCUCAUAAAAAAAUAGCUAAAAAAUAGAUUAAAUGUUCCUAUUUUUAAAAGGAGCAUUUACUUGCACUGUUACUUGGAGCUUCAUGACGACCACCACAGCUUACCAAUCAAAGUGGAACAUUGAAACACUAAGCUGUUGGUUUUAGUGAUAUAUAUAAAAGCUACCAAUGCAAUAUUAGAUGAUGGGAUUUUACUAGAUUUAAUAGCAUCACUACCCUUGGCUUAGUUUGAAAGAUUUUCAGGCUUUUAUUUAGAAAAGCAAGUACGUAAGUUUACUCAUAUGUACUAAAAUAUGUUAUGUUAUUUCAUUCCUCCCCUGUCAUUCUACUUUCAUCUUUAACCUUCAUCCCAUCCUUUUUCUUGUCAUUACUCAUCUUCCGUAUUCCUUUCACAAGUGACAAGAAUGCCUUAGUGAUGCAUCAGUGCAACUCUCAUUCUGGUAAUGGUGACACGCAUUCAUAUUUACUGCGUGAUACAUCUUUCAGGGAAACAAAUAGUAGACUUUUAAUGGAUGCUUUUCUAGUAUUAACAGUACAAUGAACAAAUGUUGCAUAGAGAUUUAGAUAUGCCUUUAGAAGAUUUUUGGUAGUGUGAUUCAAGGUACCUGUGCAAGUUGUCCAGCAUCAGUUUGGUUCCAGUUGUGACGUCUCAAUCUGUUCUGAUGGUUUGAUUUGUACCCAGACCAAUGAUCAUGUUUGCAUACCUGAAGGAAUGAAUGUCAGUUUCUUUCCCACCACACAAUGUUAUUGACUUUAACUCUCAGUAGAUAUGUGGCUUGAAACAUGCUUAGUUAAGGCUUUUGGAAUCUGAUGGUGAGGGAAACUUUAGGGCUUGUAAAUGUUGAGAAAAUUAUACAAGUUUAACUCUUAAAAAUCAUGACCUUACUGUGAUCUGUUUGGCUGUCAGCUUUUUUUGUCUUUUAAUAUUUAUUAUCAAUGUAUUUGUCUUCCUGCCAUUGGUUUAGUUCAUCAAGGAAUUCCUUGGUUUGGGAAUGCCAUGGCACAGUAUAGGCACACUAUAAUGGUUUUGUUAUAUAUAUAUUCCUUGAAGGGAUGAAACCAAAUGCUAUAUGUACUUAAUUCUGUUCAUUUGAAAGGUUAUAUGAAGUUGUUUUUUCUUUCUGGUACAACUUUAUGGGUUUAGUGUGUAAGGAAGGUUCCAGAACCAACUCCUUCAGUCAUAUUUAUUUACCGUCACAUGACUUCCACUAUUUAGGACAUUGAUGGCAGUGAAGCAAGUGAUAAGUUAUUCCAUGAUAUUACUCAUGUCCACCUAAAAAUUUAGUUUAACAAUAGUUGAGUUUUACAGUUUUCAGUACAGAAAUACAAUGUAGGAGUGCAUGUUUUCUUGAGGAUAAAGUAGAUUAUGUUCAACUUUACAGAAAUUCAGUGGUACAACAUGUUUACCUACUCUAGAUGGUAAUCAGAUCUGUUCACCUUAUAGUUGUGGAGACCCUAUAUAUUUUGUAACCAACGAUUAAUGUUGCUUUAGUAACACUAAUUUUAAGCUUAAGAACUCAAUAUUGUGAGCUUUUGUUAUCCAAUCAUUUGUUCUUUAGUAUGAUUUCAGUAACUUUAAGUAUGGUUGUUCCCUUCUAAGGGCUUUCAACACAAUUUUAAGUCAUUGUUGCAUAUUGUUUUUUUGCAUGAAUGAAAUUGUGCAAUCCUUAUUUGGAUGUGCAAACUGUUGUAUUGUAUGUUAGUAUAUUUAUAUUGUAGUUCUUUGUUCAAAGCUGGAAAUAUGAAGGAUACCACAAAA